AUAUGACAUCGCGUUAUUUGAGCGUGUAGGCUCAUCUGGUACAUUAAAGCUCCAGAAAUGAAGCUGAGAUAUGGAUGAGCGUAUAACAGAAAGAUGUGCUAUUAGCGAGGCGGCAGAAACCCCCCUGAGCCAAUCACGAGAGGACCUCACGUGGCAGACGGGAGGUGCAGCCAAUCAGAGAAGACGUUUCUUCACAAUGGGCUGGUCUUGCUGCUGGGUUGAUGUCACAGCUGAUUUUUUUGUGGAGAUUUAUGGCAGAAUACGGGGAGCACAGAGGUGCAUGUUGUAGUUAUUCCAUUCACGGACCCCGAACAGUGUCGAAUGGACGUUUUAUUUCCUCCACAGCGGUGCUAGUUAACGUAAUGUCUCGGAAAUGUUACACCUUUAUUUUCCAACGGCAGCAGCAGUAGUAGUUUCAAGCCCCACUAGUUUACUUUUUGAACUUAAACAUAGCCUUUUCUCGCUAGCGGUUGGGGCUUUGUUGAGGGGCUGCGAGCGUCUGUUCCUCUCACACAUUCCCAGAAAACCAUGAGGACGGAGGAGCAACGCUGCAGGGAGGUGCGUUUGUGCCGUGCGGGACAGCUGAGCGGGGCGGCUCCGGUCACCAAGUCCCUCCACGAGCGUCUCCUUGAAUGGGGCGGUGUGUUUUGAUCCGCUCUGCCAUCCUGCCAAAAGUAUCGUGGGAGGGGGGUGCAGCGGUCCGACCGGCGGGGAGGGACUCUUGGCGGCCGGGGCAGCGAGUUGAACACGAAGACGGGCCACUGUGGAUUGCUAUUUGGCUGAGAUUAUGGUUUUGGAAAGGCCCGCUGGUUCUCCAACAAAAGCAAUCCGCGUGGCCUCUAGGCGGCCGCAGCGCGUGGGAAGAAACGUGUCCGCGGCUCGUUGGUGAGAGUUAGCUCUCCACUUGGCCAACUCGAGAGUGGCGCUCCCGGCGCGCCUGCGCAAUUACGCACGCACCCCUUUGUUGUGAAGUUUGCUCUCAGCCGAAAGUCUGCCGUUCGACGUUGUCCAAACCGUCGGCUCGACCUCCGUUGCGAGUGGAUGCGCAAGGAUGGUGGAGAGCCGCAGCAGCGUCCAGAGGCAGGGGGUGUACCGCUGGUUCUCCUCCCUCACCUCCGGCCAGAGAGCCGAGUUCCUGUGCGGCCUCCUGGACCUCUGCGUCCCCGUCGAGCUCCGCUUCCUCGGCUCCUGCCUGGAGGACUUGGCCCGCAAGGACUACCACUCUCUCCGGGAUGCGGAGAUCAAAGCCAACAACGCCGCCGACCUGUCGGGUCUCACCAACAUCACGGACGAGGUGGUGCGCAGCAAGCUGCUAGUGUCCCUCGCGCUGCUCGGCACGGACAACAGGGAGGCGGCGGGGGUCCUGUACCGGACCCUGACUCACAUAGACACGGUGAUCAAUAACUACGGGUUGGCGCUGAACGACGGGAGGACCGAGGAGCAGUUUCUGUUGCUCUUCACCAUGGCGUCCCACCACCCGGCCUUCAGCUUCCACCAGAAGCAGGUGCUGAGGCAGCAGCUCGGCUUGAUCCAGGACGUCCUGCAGGUAUGCAAGGGAGGAGGAGGAGGAGGAGGAGGAGAGACUGGAGGAGGAGCGGAUCAAUCCGCGGCCCAUCCCUCUCAGCCACAUCACCACUAUCACCAUCACACUGUGUCCCUGCCGCUGGCCUCGUUGUCCCCCGCUGCCUGCUCCCAAGCCUGCCACACACAGUGCACCUGCUGGCGCAAGAGCCAGACUAGACAGGCCGGCACUGCCUCAGGGGAGACCACGGGACGACGAGGCCGAGCAGUCAGCCAGGACCUCCCCGCCCCUCCCCUUCUUCCACCAGCGCCACCUCCUCCUCCUCUUCCUGCUGGACACGUCCAGGACGCAGCAGCACCGGCCAAGAACCGCACCAAAACGCUGAUCGAGAGGGUGGAGCUGAGAGGAGUGAGCCACGCGUCCCAAGACGCCACUGAAUACGUGCUGGAGGCCAGCUGGUCCGAUGGUUACGUGUCAUCCGUGGUUCGGACUCGGCAGGAGGUGGCGGCGCUGCUCACCCAGCUGUCUGAAGCAUUUCCUGAUGUCGCAGUGGAGGAAGUCUUCACUGAGUCCAUGGAGCUGAACCCCAGCUGUCUGACAGCGCUGCCCUGUCACGUCCUCCAGCACCACAGCGUCCAGCUGUUCUUCACCUCUGCCAGGCCUCUGUCCCCCAACUGUCCUGCCUCCCCGUCCUCCCUGCCUACGGCUCCUGAACCCCAGACCUGUCCGUUCACCCCCAGGUCCAAUCUCGACUGUACGGUUCAGCACCGGGGAGCCAACAGGGCGGUCUACCCAUUGGCGAGCGUCCAGCCCGUGGUCAGCACCCACAGCUCUGUCUCGAUCCGCCCCUCUCCUCACCUCUCGUCCCUCCCUCCUCCUCCUCUUCCUCCCCCCGUUCCGCCUGUCCAGCUGUCCCCCCUGACUCACCCUGUGAUAGCACAGUGCUCCUUGGCUGGCGGAUGCGACCCCCCCUCCAUCCAGCCGUAUCCCCAACACAGUCAGCCCCACUCAUACUCCCUGCCCCCCCUUCAUCCUCAAACCGGCGGUCAGGCCCACGCUUCCCAUUCCCAGCCGACGUCCCACUCACACUGCCAGUCCCUCUCGUACCCCCAGUCCCAUUCCCUGUCUCGUUCCCAGUCCCACUCACAGGCAGCGUGCCCGUCCCAGCCCAAUGCCGCCGAGCAGAACGGCAUCCUGGACUGGCUGCGCAGACUUCGGCUCCACAAGUAUUACCCCGUCUUCAAGCAGCUCACCAUGGAGGAGUUCUUGGCGCUGACGGAGGAGGACCUGAACAAGUACGACCUGACCCAAGGAGCAAAGAAGAAACUCAGGACUCAGCUGGAGCUGCAGAAGACUCAACUUGAGCUACAAAAGGAGAUGCACAUGGAGAAGCGGCCCUGCAGCGGCAUCGCCAGGGUGACGCCCUCCAGCCACGUGGGUUCCUCGACACAUGGCACCUCCACAGCAGGUGAAGCAGCCGGAGAGCCGCGGGUGGAGGCGGACGCCAUGUCGCACCAUCACCCCGUCUCAGCAGACAGCAACUCGUCUUCGGGCUUCUCCAGCUCUCCGUGCUCCGCCUGGGGGCCCCUCUGCUGGGACUCCACCUUCGACAGGACCAGAGACAUUCACAGGCGUGUGUCAGGUCUGGACUUAGCAUCGGGGGGUCCAGAGAAGGACCGGUCCUGCCUAUUCGUCCUGAACUCCAGCUGCCCCGCAGGCUCCAGUCGCCCCACGGCCCAGGUCCUGCCCGUGCAAACCGACCCGGCUCCUCUUCACCCUCCCUACUGCUCCUCCCGCCUCCCCCUCGGCCUCCAGCAGCCCCCUUACCACCCGCAGGCCGGUUACCCCCAGACUCUGCUCUCCCCAGUCUCGAACCCGGCACUUAUCCUGAGUUCCCCCCGUAAGCCCCGGCCCCUUCCGUUCUGCUCGGAGGACAGGACUCAGGCGCCGGGCUCGGGCCCGCCUGCUGGCGGUGCCGGCUUCCUGUCGGGGCUCGGUGGGGGGGUGGGGGUGAGGCUGGAGAACCUGUUCCCUGGGCUGAACGUGGAUGCCUCCCCAGCGCCGCAGGACACGCUGGUUUGCCGCGGCCUGGCUGGAGGUGCCGCGGGUCUGAUGGUGGAAACCAGUUCUGCUUUAACCUCCACCUCCAACAGCCUGCACCACGUCUCUCACCCCCCGCUGCAGUUCCACCUCUCGUCCUCCUCCCCCCUUUCUCCAUCAGGAUACUACUCCUGCUCACCUGCGUCUUUCUCCUCGUCCUGUCCCGCCACCAAAUCCGGUGGUUCCGGCAGUAGUGGCGCUGGCGGCGGCUUUGUUCCCAUGGCAACCGCAAGCAGCGUUCCUGUGGCCGCGGUGCCAGGCAACACAUAUUUCCCGGCCUGUCCUCUCUCCAGUCCCCCCGCUUCGCCAUGCACUGGCUCGUCUCUAGAUCAGAGCUCAGGCCGCACCCCCUCCACGUGUGUUUGCAGGACCUGCCGUUGUCGGGGUAACUGUGGUGCUUACGGGGCGUUGCCCGGGUACGCGGCGGCCGGCUACCUGCCGCCGUUCUCGGCCGGCCCCUCGCUCUUCACCCUGGGUCCUCUGCUCCACCUCAGUCCCCUGAUCGCCUCGUCCAGCGGCGCCGGGAGUGCCGCGCCGCCCUUCUCCUACCCAAUGAUGGUGCCUCCGCCCCUUUACCGCCACAGCCCUGUGUCACACGACCAGCAGCAGAGCUUCGCCUUCUACCAGCCUCACGGCAUCAUGGGAAAUAUUGGCCAGAAACGGGCCCUGGGUAGUAGCGUGUCAUGUUACAACUGCGGCGGCCAAGGACACCGAGCCGAGGAGUGCAAGCAGCCGGCGAUGGACUCGGCACAUCAAGGGUCCUUUCGACUCAAGUACACUCCUCAAUCGGACAGCAAGGACUUGGGGGACUAACCAGCGGAGACACCAGCGGAUUUGAGCCGUCGUACUCUCGACUGUGUCUCAUGUUCCUCUAGAAUAGAAGACACGGCCUCUGGGGACAACGAUCUGAAGGCGCGGACCUGUCAAAGUGUUUUAGCAGCUCACAUAUUUUUUUGUCUUAUCCGCUUUUGUCCUUCUUCUGUUCUGCACGCGGUUUUCGUAAGCUCCGCCCUGUUUCACUCCAGAGACGUAGUGGAACUCCUUCUGUCAUGGUACCCAGGGUGCAGCAGCACAACCGGAGAGUCUCAGAAUCUGCCUUAAUGAUUCGGCAUUGAGCGUCUUGCAGGUGGUUUAUAAAGCAACCGCCUAGCAAACAACUGCCGGGCGAGUUCAUGUCCGCUUGCUACUCAAGAUUAAGGUUUUGCCAUUAGUAUUUGGAACCUUUUAGUUGCUUUCUCAUCCAUUCUCUUUAAAGAGGGGUUCAAAAAUUAUAAUUAUAAAAACAGUCAGUUUAAGGUUAAAUGUGGUACCUUAUUUUUCAUGGCUUUUAUUUUUGUAAAACCUCUUGUACAAAGAGUUUUAAGCAUAAAACCAUUGGGAGCGCUCCAAAGAUGUUUAAACUAACUCUUGUUGAUCUAAAUGGAAGAAGGAUCAGGUUAAACUGCGUGCCUUAAAUCCUGCUUUGGAUGUUUUCAGAAACGUUAUGCUGAACUAUUCUUUGUAAACAAGACGCCAUUUUGGUCUGUGUUAAGAUGUGGUAGUGGACCGUGGAGCUUUGUCACUCCAACGUGUCAUUGCAAGUAAAACGCUUGUUUCCUCCAACGCGAUUGAUAUCAUACAGACUCGUAGAAUUCCCAGGAGCAUCUUCCAUUGUUUCUCUCAGCGUCGGUCUCCCUCUAUGUGGGAUGGUUCCGAUGUUAUGGCUAAAAUUCCUAAUAGCGGAUUCACAACGUGAAUCGAUUUUCACUUCCAGAUCUCUACUGAUGAGUUCAAUGAAGUCAUAUUUUGCGGUGGUAAAGAAGACGGACAGUGUAGCAUUCAUGAUAGGUUACUUCUAGGUGGGUACACACAAUGCAUAAAUAGUAGUGAGGAACACUUGAAGUGAACAGAACUUUUUGUUGGAUUACAAGAAAACUCGUCAGGGGACGUUUUGAAAGGAACCCGAUUCACAGGGUCUAGCAGCACAGAGACCACAGCUGACGAUGCAUUCAGGUGCCUACACAAGUAUUUCUAAGAUUUUGAACAAACAGAAAAAACUCGACGCCACUAAGGAUUUCAGUACGAGUUACAUACAACAUAUGAUGUAUACGUUUAAGAGUCUCGGCUCACACUUGGAAACUGGACUCCCUUUCCAGCUUCUGAGGGAUCAGCGGGAUUCAUCAGUUCAUUCAUUCGCGUCUGUGACGCCUGAAUCCAUCCCCUGUGGUUGAUCUGCAGCCUCUCUGCCUCUGGGCCAACCGCACAGGGAAAUGGCCUCCUGAGCUAAAUACUGGUCCCUCAAUCCAAAAACCAACAGAAUGCAACGGCAAACGUGUUCAGGGACUCUACCGGUCGGUACAGAAGGACUUUGGAUCUUUGGAUCACCGACAUUUCAAAAGUGCCAAUUAUUUUUCCGUUUAGUUUGGUGGUUGUUGUUUUAUUUUCAUGUUGUCAAUGCAAGGGAAUUAAGAUCGAUGGGAGGUCAAUCCUGAACUUGUAGUCACUCCCUAGAGAGGUGGAGCUGACUCUUUUUGAUAUAAAAGCAUUAUGUACAGUCUUUAUGCUAAACACAGUUGAAGUUGGGAAUAGUCAAAGUAAAUGAAAUGCUUCACGUGUGUUCAAGACUCAGUGAGUCCCUGGGCAGGACCAAGAGUUUUAUAGACACGAGGACAGCUCGUCCUCAAGAGGACACUGCCCCCGCAGGGCAAACCAGAGACGCAGUAUGUAUAUUUGAAAUGGAAAAUACUGAACAGCCAGUAUGUAUAACAACUUCUGUCUGUUACACUAAUCAUUUUGUAUGGUAUUGAAACUGACCCUUAAUUAAGUUCCGCCCAUGAAACGCAGGGUGGCCAAUCCCAAGCUCUCAACAGUCCCAUAACGUUAUGUCUCUGUUCCACUCUUACAGUCCCUCCAUAUUAACUUCUUCUUAGCUAGGAAGGCUUGGUCGAGUAUUGCCAGGGGACGGGGGCUAAAGCAAAGGACAACGAUGUCCCACAAAGAGGGUGCAGGAAUGUGUCCAUAAACCUGGAAAUGAGUCUAUAUUUUUAGCUCUCACGGCUCCUUUGGCCCAAUCCCAAUCUCCACCCUUACUGACUCACGCACUUUGAGGCGCGCUCCUGCUGACGCCGUGAGGGUUCAGUUCUCUUCCUCUUUCACACCACGAGGGCUUCAGGCUCUCUGGCAGACAUUUUGAGCAUUUUAUGCUUUUUACGUAAGAUGGUGACUUUGCCCAAGGGAAUUACCCACAAGUCAUGGCAAUGACGUUAAAAACGGGAUAACUUGUGAGAGCUUUGGAGACGUGAAAAAAAAAGGAUGACACAUGUGUCUUUGGACGACGUUAAAAGAGACCAUAUUUAUAAAUGCAAAAUCAAACCAGUUGGAGCAAAAGAACGAAAAACAUUAUUUUAAAUUACUUUUCGUUUAAUGAAUAAAGAGCCUGAAAUCAAAUUAGAGGGUAAAGACUUAAAUAAAUACCCUCAAUUGUAAAUCAUCUUUUUGGACGUUGUCAUGGUGACGGACAUGUGGCAUCAUUCACAUUUACAUCAUUUAAAGCCCUCACAGACUCUCACGCUCAACCAUUUUCCAACCCCUGAGGCUCAGGAUUCCUUUGAAUGGGUUACUGUUCGGAGCAAUAAGCGAGAGAGUUCUACAGCAUUCUAGACGCCAGUAAGGAGUUUUCAAGCUUUAACAUGGCUUGUAAGAUGCUAAACAUCCUACCUAGUCUACCCAUUACAGUCUUGCAUGUUCCACUCAUGUGACCAUGGUGUUAGUUUAUAGCCAAACAUCCUACAUUCAACAGAAAAUCCUAAAGGUGGUGUACAUUUGCAAAAAAUGAUCUUGCCAACCAAAACGUGUAAACGUCGUGGCCUGUGUUUGCCACAGAGCUUAUGCAAGAAGCCCAAAUCGACUGGAAAAGUCCUACUGGCAUUGUCCAGGUAACCAGAGUAAAGCUAACUUCAGGGCUGGCCUGCAAUAAAUACAUUUUUUAUUUAGCAGUUUCCUGAAACCAGACAUGUGUCUGAAUGUGCAAAAAGUGCCGGGUCAACUGAUCCUCAGCAUGUAUGUCCUUUUUGAAGUCAAAUGUGCUUUGGCAUUAUUUGUGUGCAAAUGUUUGAAUACAGUUCAUUUGGAGGUCAGAUUUUUUCAUCACUUAAUGUGUUUUUAAACAGAGGUGAGAAAUAAAAUAUUUUCUGAUUCUGUCUUUUA
Molecule: messenger RNA, 7807 nt
Organism: Gasterosteus aculeatus aculeatus (three-spined stickleback)
Lineage: Eukaryota; Metazoa; Chordata; Actinopteri; Perciformes; Gasterosteidae
Product: zinc finger CCHC domain-containing protein 14-like
Molecular function (GO): nucleic acid binding; zinc ion binding
Source: RefSeq, a predicted model, not a curated record